CGAAGGCGAGCCUGUCUGUCUCCUGUCCUCUGCACUCUUUGAGUCACCGAGAAGGCUAGUAAGCCAUGGCCUCACAACUUCCAUAUGCGGCGGAUGCAGAAAGCCCGCUGAAACCUGCGGAACUCCAGGUUCUACGAGCACAGUAUGAGAAGGAGGGCGAGUACGUCGGAGUACAAACCAAAUUCAAUUACGCUUGGGGCUUAAUUAAAUCCAACUCUCGUCCGGAGCAACAAGAAGGCGUCCGGUUACUGUCAGAGAUCUUCCGCACCGCUCCCGAACGAAGGCGUGAAUGCCUUUAUUAUCUUGCCCUUGGCAACUAUAAACUGGGUAACUACGGCGAAGCACGAAGAUACAAUGACCUCCUGCUCGAUCACGAGCCCCAGAACCUGCAGGCUGCGAGCCUACGGUCGCUAAUUGACGAUAAAGUUGCGAAAGAGGGACUUGUGGGUGUUGCGAUUUUAGGCGGUGUGGCCCUUGCGGCAGGCCUAGUUGGUGGUCUUAUUAUGAAGGGAGCAAAGAGACGCUAAGGAGCCACAAGUAUCUGUGUGUCCCAACAUCACAGCCUGUCCUACCUUGAUUUGUGCCGCCAGUUGAGAAGCGAAGUGGGCAUUGGGAAGGCGUUUCUUGGUGCAUUGUCUUGUAUUCUUUAUUUGAGCACGAUCACCUGCUGUCAAUUUUUUCUUUUUUGUCUUCAAUGAGCUUUGCUGGCUUCAUCAUACCCUUCUGGAUUACUACAUACUAAUUCGUAUAUGUUACUGUACAUAUGUCCUAUGAACCUGCUAUUGAAUGCCUAGCA
Messenger RNA from Coccidioides posadasii C735 delta SOWgp, 796 nucleotides. RefSeq names its product mitochondrial membrane protein (gene FIS1). Lineage: Eukaryota; Fungi; Ascomycota; Eurotiomycetes; Onygenales; Onygenaceae. Gene Ontology annotation, biological process: mitochondrial fission; autophagy of mitochondrion; peroxisome fission. Gene Ontology annotation, cellular component: peroxisomal membrane; mitochondrial outer membrane. Gene Ontology annotation, molecular function: protein binding. The record is from RefSeq and is a predicted model, not a curated record.